This is a messenger RNA of Chenopodium quinoa (quinoa), 3679 nucleotides long. RefSeq lists its product as uncharacterized. Bases 1710 to 2474 code for a protein of 254 amino acids. The transcript has 4 exons. NCBI's taxonomy places the organism in Eukaryota, Viridiplantae, Streptophyta, Magnoliopsida, Caryophyllales, Amaranthaceae. The record is from RefSeq and is a predicted model, not a curated record.
AGAAGAAAACUAAAUCUAACAAGAAAAAGAGUAUUGCUAUUGAAGAGGUUCAUGAAGAUUCUCUUGAGCAUCAAGUUUCUGCAAUUAUAUCACCAUCAUCUCGUCGUAAGAGAACUCAUGAUGAAGCUGAAGUUGAACCUGCUGCUCUUGUUCGUCCUAAGAAGCCAAGGACUAGAACGAAGAAACCAAUAGUUGAAGCUACUGAAUCUGGUGGUGAUGUACCUACGUAAGUAACUUAGCUAUGAAAAAGAACAAGUCGACUUUUGGUGUUCAAGCAUGCAUGAUUUCCUAAUCUAAUGUGAAAGUUGGAAAGCCUACCAACAAUAGUGCUUUGUUAGAUUCUAUAAUUUGCCCUGUUACCAAUAAUAGUGCUUUGUUAAAUUCUAUUAUCUGCCCUUGAAUGCAUUGAGCUUACAGUAUUUGUGAACUUCUCUCUCUAAUACUUCAUUAUCAUCGUACAUAUUAUGUGAAAAAUUAGCUUCUCUUUUUUUUGGAAAAAUUUUUGUCAGACUGCAUUGAUUUUUUAAUUUGUUAACUUGAUGUUGAUUUAAUGUUGAUAGCAUUAUUAUUUGUAUUUUGCAGAAUAAGGACAUUUAAAACUAAAUGUAGGCCUUUGCAUUUGGUUGACAUGAUGUCUAACUUUAUUCUUGAUAAAAAAUAUUCUGUAAAUGAAAUUGGUUUUGGAGGGUUGUUAUCAUUGAAGUUGAAAAGGAAUCCUACUAGUAUGUAUAGGUGGCUAAUUGAUUCUUUUGACUGUGGUAGCUGCAUGUUUUCAAUUGGUAAUAAUAAGGAGUUUGUGGUGAAUGACUAUGAUGUGUAUGACGUGUUUUUCCUUCCUUUGAACCCCAAAAAUGUUGAGGAGAUACCUAGAUCUGCUAAUAAAAAUAAUCCAGACUUUGUUUUCAAACAUAAUUGGAGAUUGCAUUUUGGGUUGACAGAUGAAAAUGAUCAAAUUCCACUUAAUUUGUUAGAAGCUAGGAUACCUACUUUAGGCCAAGGUAGAGAUAAGUUUAAGCAACUCUUUGUUAUGCAUGCUAUAUCCACGUUUUUAGCUCCUACUUCUAACAGAACUGCCAAUCUUAGGAUUGUCAAGGCACUUGAUGAUGUUGAACAAAUUAAGAAUUUGAAUUGGUGUAAAUAUGUUCUUGAAAAACUAUGUGAAGGUGUUAAAAGUUACAAAAAAGGAGAAAUUCAGAAUUGUUGUGGUUGUGUUUUGAUGUUGGAGAUUAUUUACUUUCAUAGGUUGAAAUUUAGGAAUGUUGAAUUAAGUACUUCUUUACCCUUAAUUCAACAUUGGAAUGAUGAGUUGAUUAAGGAUAGAAUUAAGAAGGAAAAAUUGUCCAAAAGUUUUGGGUGUGGGAUUUUACAGUCUGAUGUGUAUCCUGUUAGUGGUAAAAUGAAGUUUCCGGAUGGACAUGUUGUGGGUAUUGCAGGGGGAAGUAUGGGGAAUGCUGGGGGGGAGUGAUAAUGUUGUGAGGAAUGUCGGGAGGAGUGUUGAUGUGCCUGAUUCCCAGGGUACAAUACAGUUCAUUCUCCCAGCAGGUUCGAUGUCAGAUCAAGAGAUCCAUUCGGCUGCUAUUGAUGUAAGGAGUAGCUGACUUUUAUUCUAUAUUAUUAUUUUUAUUAUUUGAUAUGAUUUAAAUGUUUAUACAUGUUUCUUUUAAUGUUUUUGCAGCCUGUUCAUGAGCAAUUUUUGUUCAUGAAAAGAGAUGCAUGUGAUCUCUUCUUUUUACAAUGAUAAGAUAAAAGAGAUUCUUCUUUUACGUGGUGAGGCCAACAACUCUUCUGGCUCUUCUGGUAUUAAUUUGUCCCAGGAUGAUUCGUUUUUUAUGGAUCCUCGAGUUCAAUCUGUGAUUGACGAGAUCUCUGAACUUGCUAUUUGGGUGACAAAAUUACCUGAGGUGUUGGGUCAAAUUUCUACAUUUGACCACAACAAAACAAAUGGAGGGAGGGAGGCAAUUAGAGGCACUAUCCCUGUGAUUGGCUUUGAAAAUAUUCUUGCAAAUGGAGGGUCCAGGUCUUUGUUUUCUUUGGAUUGGAAAUCUAAUGAAAAGCUUAUAUUCAUUUCACACUUUUUGAAGUCAAAUAACAAGGAAAUGAAACUAUUGGAUUCAUUAGUCCUAGAGAUUGUUGACUAUUGCAUUAUCAAUGAUUCUUAUUUGGCUCCUAAUGAACUGUUGGUAUUUUUUCACCAAAAGCAUUUGAUUCAAAGGCAAGAAUUCUACACAUUAGGAGAGCCUUCUGAAAUCAUGAGCAGUAGUAUUUUUGAUUGCUGGGCAUUGCUUCUCAAUGAAAAUCAGAAAUAUUUGAAGGAUGGACCUCGGAAAUUGUACUUUGGUUCUUCAAUUAGUGUUACAAUAGUAGAAGCUGCCGGCAGUGAUGGCAAUUCACAAAUAAUGGACAAUGUUUAUCAAGAUAUUUUUACCUUGUCUUUGGGGCAAUCACUAUUGCUUAUUUGUGGUGAAUUUGACUAAAGGAAAAAUUCAGUUUAUUGAUAAUCUGAAUUAUGAUAAGGAUAAUUUUAUCUUUUUGAAAAAGUUGUCUAGUCUCCUGGUAUUACUUUCUCACUCAAUAUUGUGCAUUUUUUAGAUAUUGUUCUCUGUAAUGCACUGUUGCUUUGAGUGUGUUGCUGAUGCAUAUGUUUAUGUGAUGAAUUUGUGGCAUAACGCAUGUGGUUGUUGAGCAUAAUAAGGAUUAAAAAUAUCAUGCAAUCCUUUGUGACUAGUAUACUGUGAUGUCCUAUGCCUCUGCGCCUUUUAAUUACUAGCAAUUGUUUGCCAUUAAGGUGAGGGGUUGUUAAGUUUAUGUACUAUGUACCCCUUAUAUUGGACAAUAUCGUGAUAGUUUGUGAGUACGUUUGAUAUGUUAAUUAUAAUUGGUUUGACAAUGGUGUUUCAGUUAUCAUUUGAGAGCUAUGCCUCUGCUUGACUUUUUUAGAACUGUGUUGCAUAAAUAUAAUAUGUUGUUUUGUUCUGUGAUCUGAUUAUAUGCUUUUUUGCUAGUGUGAUAUGAUCAGUACCUACUUUGAUCAAAGGCUUACACAAUCUGGAGAUAUGGUUGACUACGCUUUGGAGUUUCCCUCUUUGAAUUGGAGAUCUAGCAAAGAUAAUUCAAAUUCCGGUGUUUAUAUUAUGAUGAGCAUGCUUUUAUUCAAUGGAGUUGAUGAGUUUAAAUGUGAAGUUGUAAAAAUAGUUAUGUUUUUCUUUCCCUUUAAAUUAUUUGUUUAAUUUCUUUUUAUUAAUAUCACAAUAUCUUAUAUUGAUUACUUACUUUUUUAGGCUUCAAGUAGGAAGAUUCUCCGGAUUCAAAUUGCUGCAUCUUUGGUGUUAUCUGAUAUGAAUGAAGCUAGAUCAAUUAUAAUUGAUAAGGUGGCUGAAUUCAAACCUGAUAGGCAGCGUCUUUCAAAAGAGGUUGAAGAAAGAAGAAGGAAAGAGAUUGAAGAGAGGAAGAAUAAGAAGAAGAAGAAAGGAAAGGGGAAGGCUUAAGAUGUCAGAACAUGAUUUUUUGACUUAGUUAUUUUUCUGAUGCUAAGCAAAGUACUGUGAACAUUGAAGAUUGGUAUUAGUAUUAAUUCAACUUUUGUGUAUGAUAUUGAAGAAGAUUGGAAAAAUAUUCAUUUUGUGUAAACAAGCAUUUGCCAACAUUUUAUGAAAAUGGUAUAUUGUUUGUUUAAAAAAAA